Bactrocera tryoni is the source of this 867-nucleotide messenger RNA. RefSeq names its product cAMP-regulated phosphoprotein 19 (gene endos). The coding region runs from base 355 to 711 and encodes 118 amino acids. The transcript has 4 exons. NCBI's taxonomy places the organism in Eukaryota, Metazoa, Arthropoda, Insecta, Diptera, Tephritidae. Gene Ontology annotation, molecular function: protein phosphatase inhibitor activity. The record is from RefSeq and is a predicted model, not a curated record. Gene Ontology annotation, cellular component: cytoplasm.
AACGAUUUUGGGAAAGAAAAUUAGCGUGAAAUUUUUGUUUGCAUAAAAUAUUUAAGAUUGUUAGAAAGCCAAUAAGCUAAGUUCGUUAAAAGAACGUUUGUGAGUUUAUACAACUGUAGACCAAAUAUAAAUAAGUCCCGAGACCGUUACUUUUUCCCUUUUCACCGCUUUAUUUUGCGUUGCAUUUAGAGCAAAUCAACGGCUGUGUUAUUGGUUUUUUUGCAAUUGGCGAACAUCAAUUAGCGGAGUACCACAUAGUAGCCAUCGCAAAAUAAUCGAAGUAGGAAAGAAAAAAUAAUAAAUUUAACGAAAAAAGAGCCAAUCAGUUUCACAGCAGUUUAAAUCCUUGAAAAGAUGAGCGCCGGAGAAGAUUCCAGCUUACCACCCACACCACCAGAAGCCCCUGAAGCUCAAGAUCAGGCCAAUCCCCGAGAACUAGAGAAAAUAGAAGAAGAAAAAUUGAAGUCAAAGUAUCCAUCUGGUCUGCGUGGCCCUGGGGGUCAUUCAGCUUUCCUUCAAAAGCGGUUACAGAAAGGUCAAAAAUUCUUCGACUCUGGUGAUUACCAAAUGGCAAAGCAGAAAGGCGGUGGAGUAAAGCAAGUGUUUGCCAAUAAAGUGGCAACUGGUGAAGCAAUACCUACUCCGGAAACGGUGCCUGCACGUAAAACUUCGAUAAUACAGCCUUGUACUAAGUUCCCAACGACGAGUUAAAAAAAUUAUUGACUAGUAGUGUUUAUCCUUAUAGGAAAAAUAUUACUCUAUUUUGUCAAAACAACUAUAUUCUAUUUUAAAUUUUACUUAUCCAUAUUACUCACCAGUUUUCUCAAACUAUAUCGUAUGAAUAGUAUCUAUUAACUGAUUCCUAAA